This is a messenger RNA of Gadus chalcogrammus (walleye pollock), 2298 nucleotides long. It is a transcript of the gene g6fl, whose product is annotated as g6f-like. The record is from RefSeq and is a predicted model, not a curated record. The coding region runs from base 110 to 1762 and encodes 550 amino acids. The transcript has 11 exons. Gene Ontology annotation, cellular component: external side of plasma membrane; membrane raft. Lineage: Eukaryota; Metazoa; Chordata; Actinopteri; Gadiformes; Gadidae. Gene Ontology annotation, molecular function: protein tyrosine kinase binding; MHC class II protein binding. Gene Ontology annotation, biological process: positive regulation of ERK1 and ERK2 cascade; T cell activation; interleukin-15-mediated signaling pathway.
CACUGCCAGACAUCUCUUAACAGGGCUAUUGCAGUGCAGAAACAGAAGAAGGAAAGAAUAAGGUUUUUAGUGAGUGAAUGACAAAGCUGCAAUUCCCUUGGAAUUAGUCAUGGAGUUUGACAUUUAUACCUUGGCUCUUCUGUAUUACUGGAUGGCAUCGUUCAUUCACUCUGGCCAAACUCUCACAGACAGAGAAUAUGAUGACAUUAUAGUGACAGAACUGGGAAGGCCUACCACCUUGCCCUGCGUUGACCCGGAGAUGACGGGCACAGUGACUGUGAGCUGGACCAAGCACGGCACCCCCAAGGGGAUGGAGAAACUCCUCCUCUCAGCCAGUGAAGGGAAGGUUUCAUCUGGUCCACCUAAGUUCUCAUUGGCUGACCCUAACUUCCUGGAGUCUGGGGUUUUCUCUCUGCUCUUCGUACCCAAAAUGGGUGAUCAAGGCCUUAUCACCUGCUUGGUCGAAAAGCAGGAAAGGAAACUGAGAAAGGUCAUAUUGCACGCCUUACUCACUGUCACCAUGGUACCCGCCUCACCCCUGCCAUAUGGCAUCCUCCGGCUCGAGGCCAGCGUCGUCCCCAACUACAUGGUCGGCAGCAUCACCUGGGCGGGCCCUGGCGGCACGCCACUGAGGUCAGAGGUGAGGCGGAUGGAGACCCUGACGAAGAUCCCCCACUUCAACCAGAACGACCAAGGCACCUACGUCUGUGUGAUUCAGCCCAAAUACAACUGCAGCGUAGGCAACUUCUCCUUCAACGUUGACGUGAAGAUGGAUGUCAGCAGAGAAGACAUAAUUUGGCAGCAGGAAAGUAGUAAUGUGGUGCCUUGUGGUUGCGAUGCCACGGUGGCCUCAUUCACCAAGGUACCAAACGACCUUCAGAUCUCCACCGGCAGUGUGGCCAACCAGCCCCAUCCCUUGGCCUGUCCACCCUACGAGGGCGACUCCGUGCUGGUCCGCUGGGAGAAUCUGGAAAAGAGGAUGUUUCCGAAGCUGGUGUACCAGUACGACCGCUGGAGGGACUCCACGGCCCCUCCAGUGGAGGGGAGUCCGCUGCUUCAGCUGGCAGGCCCGCCAUACAACGCCCAUUCCGGCUUCUUCUCCUUCCUACUGAGCCCGGAGAUCAGAGACUCUGGUGUCUUCACCUGUGACGUCUUCCACGAUGAUAAAUGCUACAGACAGAGGACCACGCUGAGCGUGCUCAAAGUGGAAGUCAGUCCCUCGUCCACGUCCUCUUCGCUGUACAUAUCCUGCAGAUACUCAGGGAUAUCCCAGGUGGAAAAGGUGGGGUGGUCCCACCAGAACAGGAGUGGCAGGCCACGCAGCUUCAGUCCAGGGCCCGGCAAAAUCAACGUCAACAUCAGCCUGCCCAUCACCGCCGACAACGCCGGCAAAUACACCUGCACCAUGCUGCUGAGGAACGGACAGGUGAUCGGGGCAGUGUACACCGUCACACUGCCCACUACAGUAGAGAGCGCUGGUGUGGCCGCCCCCUCCCUGCUCCCCCCACUCUCUGCUUUAUUACUCCUGGUGCCCCUGGUUGCUGCGGCUGUCGGCGUGUUGCUAUGGAGACAGAGACACAUUUCUCAGCGUGGUAUUGAACAGUCCCUCUCUCGUCACUCUUGGGAGGCAGAGAACAUCUAUGAGAAUCCUGAGGACAUGAGACUGACGUCUCCACAGGGUUCCGUCUACAUGGAUUUGAAACCAGGAGAAGGAGAUGAUAUCUACAGGGAGUUGGAUCGAUCUGAGCCAAGCCAGUGCUGAUCAUCACCUACUCACUCCUCAUUCAAGUCAACUGUCAAAUUAUUUCGGUCCCGAGCUGCAACAGAAGGCGUACUUGAAUCGAAGUAACAAAUAAAUGUCACGUCAAUUUGUCUGGGAAAUGCCACCGAAUUGUUUGUGUAAUUUGUAGGCCUUUAUUGAAAAACGUAUGAUGGAAGACGCCUAAUUAUACAUAUAUACACAUUUAUAUAUUAAUGCAACAAAAUUUAACAAAAAACAACUGAGUCAGUAUUGCUGUGAAAUAUAGUGUUUUUGUAUCGUAAUAUAUACACAUAAGUAAUGUACAUAACACAAAAUAUCAAUAAGGACUCUCUGUAGACCUAUAGAGUAAUGCCCAAAAUUGACAGAAGGGAGAGAUGUAACACUGUCAGGUUAGGAUGAUAGGUUAUUAAGAAGUCCGUUUUGAGAAGUCUUAUUCUACCUUAUUUUUUGUAUGUUAUUGUACAACACAACAAUGACCUGAACAAUGACCUGAACACAAUAAAACAAUAAAACAAUAAAACUCUUCCUACCGUAAA